AUGGAUUUGGUCCUUCCCGCCCGGCAUUUUUGUCCCAUUUUUUUUUUGCUGUCCCCCUCCCCGCCGCAGGUGGGCUACCAGAUCCGCUUCGAGAGCAGCCGCUCGCCCGCCACCAGCAUCCUUUUCCUGACGGAGGGGCUGCUGCUGCGGCAGGCGCAGCGGGAGCCCAGGCUGCCCGCCUACCGCGUCGUCAUCGCCGACGAGGUCCACGAGCGGCACCUGCACGGCGAUUUCCUGCUGGGCGUCCUGCGGCGCCUGCUGCCCGCGCGGCCCGACCUCAAGCUGGUGCUUAUGUCGGCCACCAUCAACAUCCGCCUUUUUUCGGGAUAUUUCGGGGGUGCCCCCGUGCUGCAGGUGCCGGGAAGGAUUUUUCCCAUUUCGGUGAUCUACCAACCGAUCCCUAAGGAAGAAGGAUCCACGGUGGGGAAAUCGGGGAAAGCGGAGCGCCUGGAUCCCCUCCCCUACCUGCGGGUGCUACAAGCCAUCGACCACAAGUACCCGCCGGAGGAACGCGGGGACCUGCUGGUCUUCCUCAGCGGGGUGGCCGAAAUCGGCGCGGUGCUGGAGGCGGCGCAGCCGUACGCUGCCCGGACGCAGCGUUGGAUCAUCCUCCCCUUGCACAGCACCCUCUCCGUGGCGGAGCAGGAUAAGGUCUUCGACGUGGCCCCUCCCGGUGUCCGUAAGUGCAUCCUCGCCACCAACAUUGCGGAGACCUCGGUGACCAUCGACGGCGUCCGCUUCGUUCUGGAUUCGGGGAAGGUGAAGGAGAUGAGUUACGAUCCUCAGGGCAAACUCCAGCGCUUGCAGGAAUUCUGGAUCAGCCGGGCAAGCGCCGAGCAGCGGAAGGGUCGUGCCGGCAGAACCGGUCCCGGCGUCUGCUACCGGCUCUACGCUGAGUCCGACUACGAUGCCUUUGCCCCCUACCCCGUGCCAGAGAUCCAGCGGGUCGCCCUGGACGCUCUGGUGCUCCAGUUGAAGAGCAUGGGGCUGGGUGACCCCCGGACCUUCCCUUUCCUGGAGCCCCCUCCCCCCUCCAGCCUGGAGCUGGCCGUGCGCUACCUGAAGGACCAGGGAGCCCUGGAUGAGGCUGAAGAUCUGACGCCCAUCGGGAACCUGCUGGCCCAGCUGCCGGUGGACGUGGUGGUGGGCAAGAUGCUGGUCCUGGGCGCGCUGUUUGACCUGGCCGAGCCCACCCUGACGGUGGCGGCGGCGCUGAGCGUGGCGUCCCCCUUCCUGCGGGCUGCUCACCCCAAUCCUGACUGCGCCACGGCCCGGCGGCCCCUCGAGAGCCCCCACGGGGACCCCCUAACGCUGCUCAAUAUCUUCAACCAGUGGGUCCAGGUGAAAUCGGAGCGGGGUGGCAGCUCUCGGAAAUGGUGCCGCCGCCGGGGUUUGGAGGAGCAUCGGCUUUACGAAGCCGCCAACCUGCGGCGCCAGUUCCAGGAGCUUCUUCGAGACCACCAGCUUGUGGAGGAAACCUCCAGCCAGCCCAGCGACAGCUACAGCCGGCAGAGCCGACACCGGGAACGUCGGGAGCUGCACCGGCUCUGGCGUUCCCACGCGGAGACGGAGGGUCGGAAGCGCAAGGUGCUGCGGCUGCAGGAUGGAGCAGGUGCCUCCUCUGGCGAGGAGGAGGAGGAUGGUGGCACCCGUGGAAAGCACAGCGUCGAUAUCCAGGACGUCAAGUUCAAGCUCCGGCACGACGUGGCUGAGCUCCAGGCCGCAUCCAGCUCGACCCUCUCCUGCUCGCAGCUCGCCCUGCUCAAGCUGGUGCUGUGCAGGGGGCUUUACCCCCAGCUGGCCGUGCCCGACGCGCUCAACAGCGGCCGCAAGGACUCCGAUCAGAUUUUCCACACCAAAAGCAAGCAGGGUGUCGUGCUUCAUCCCACCUGCGUCUUCGCCACCAGCCCGGAGCUGCUCCACGCCAAGGAGGGAGCGGGGACCAAAGACCCCACGGAGGGGCUGAGCUGCCACCACCAGCUCCUCGCCUUCGUCUCGCUACUGGAGACCACCAAGCCCUACCUGGUGAACUGCGUCCGGGUGCCGGCCCUACAUACUCUCCUGCUCUUCUCCCGUUCCCUGGACACCAACGCGGACUGCACCCGGUUGGUAGCCGAUGGCUGGCUGGAGCUCACCGUCCCCGACGCGGACACUGCCCUGCGCCUGCUCUCCACAGCCCUGCAGCUUCGCUCUUCCUGGGAAAAACUCCUCCACCAGCUGCUGGAAGGUCGGGAAGAGGAGUCGGGCCGCCGGCCGAGCUCCCGGGAUGUAUCCGCGCUCAGCCGGGGCUUGCGGGAGUUCCUGCGGAUGGAGGUGCCGCACCGCCUGCGCCAGCUCACAGGGCUGGAGAAACAGAACCUCUACAUCGGUCCCCAAACCGUGGCCGCCGCCCCCCGCCUCCCGGGGCUCUUCCAGGGGAUGGAGAUGAAGCCUGACGAGGUGAAAGGUGGCCACAGGGUGACCGAAUUUCUCACCUACAACUGCCUGGCCACGGACACAGACCUCUACAGCGACUGCCUGCGGAGCUUCUGGACCUGCCCGCACUGCGAUCUCCACAUGCCCUUCACCCCCUUGGAGCGUAUGUGCCACGAAAGCGCUUGCCGACCCUCCGAGGCCCCCUCGGAAGAAGCUGCUGAAAGCUCAUCCAAACCCUCCGCCCUCCAAAGACCCUACCACUGCGACGUUUGCCAGCAGGAUUUCACCUUCACCCCCACGGAGAUCCUGCGGCACAAGAAACAGCACCGGUGAGCGGAGCUUCGUGGGGGAUGCUCCCGGUGAACGGUGGUGCUGAGCACCGCGGUGCCAGGAUGGACCCCAUCCCCCAGGAGAAGCAGGGGACCCCCGUAACGGGGGAGGAGCCACCGCCUCCGUUGCCCUCGGUGAGUCUGGCUGGAUCCCAGAAGGAAUUUGGGGGCUUGGGGAUAUCCCGGUGGCUCGUCGCGGUGUUGGUCGUCCUCAAGUAGGGGCAACCUGGUUUUACUCUCCUGUCUUUUUUUUUUUAAAAAAAAUAAAUAAUAUUUUGGAGAAAGUUGGCACCAGCCCGAGUGUGGGUGCAGCGGGGUCGGGGGGCUGGAGGACAAGGGGCAUUUGGGGGGGGGGGUCUCCUGCCUGCGAUGCUGCCAGGCACGGCGUGGCCAGAGUGUGGCACUCCUCUACCGGCAUCCUCGCUGCCUCAUCUCUGCUCCCUGUAUCCCGUGGGAAAACAGGACUCAACCCCCCCAUCCCCCCCCCCCCCCCAUAUUAAUAUCGCGUGACCUGAGCAUCCCUUUGGAGGACGCUCGCUCCCAACCUGGCGAGAAGAUAACGGAAUAAAGGUGUUGCCUUAGGAAUUCUGCUCCAGUGCUUUUUGGAGCUAAAAAACCUGGAAAAAGGCAAAUCCAGAGCGGCUCGCACCCCUGUGCCCCCCGCGGGGGCAAAUGCCGCGAUGGCAGGAGCUUCUCCGCUGUCUAAACCCAUUUAAAAUGCAUUAAUUAGCAGCUUCGUGCACUGCGUUAAGCUCAAGCAGGGUUAUUGGCGGGGCCUUUCCUAAUUAAAAACCAUUUGAUGGUA
Falco peregrinus (peregrine falcon) is the source of this 3549-nucleotide messenger RNA. It is a transcript of the gene DHX34, whose product is annotated as DExH-box helicase 34. NCBI's taxonomy places the organism in Eukaryota, Metazoa, Chordata, Aves, Falconiformes, Falconidae. Gene Ontology annotation, cellular component: intracellular anatomical structure. Gene Ontology annotation, biological process: nuclear-transcribed mRNA catabolic process, nonsense-mediated decay. Gene Ontology annotation, molecular function: RNA binding. The record is from RefSeq and is a predicted model, not a curated record. The coding region runs from base 1 to 2748 and encodes 915 amino acids. The transcript has 15 exons.